UCAUGAAGAACAAGGGUGCAAAACAGAAGUUGAAACGAAAGGGUGCUACCGGUGCAUUUGGCUGUGACCUGACUGAAUAUCUGGAGACCUCGGGCCAGGAUGUUCCCUAUGUACUGAGGAGCUGUGCAGAAUUUAUUGAGACUCAUGGCAUUGUGGAUGGAAUCUAUCGACUUUCAGGAGUAACAUCAAACAUCCAAAAACUGAGGCAGGAGUUUGGCUCGGAUCAAUGUCCAGAUCUGACAAGGGAAGUUUACCUUCAGGACAUUCACUGUGUGGGCUCCCUUUGUAAGCUAUACUUUAGGGAGCUGCCCAACCCUCUCCUCACUUAUGAGCUCUACGAGAAAUUCACGCAAGCAGUGUCGCACUGCCCAGAAGAAGAAGACCAAUUGGCCCGAAUCCAAAAUGUCAUCCAGGAGCUUCCCCCACCACAUUAUAGGACCUUGGAAUACCUGAUCAGGCAUCUGACCCACAUCGCCUCCUUCAGUAGCAAGACCAACAUGCAUACCAGGAACCUUGCAUUGGUGUGGGCACCAAAUCUUCUCAGGUCUAAGGAAAUUGAAGCUAUUGGCUGUAAUGGAGAUGCAGCCUUUCUUGCCGUCCGAGUCCAGCAGGUGGUGAUUGAGUUUAUCUUGAAUCAUGUGGAUCAAAUUUUCAGCAGCUCAUCCUGCCCCAUAGAGAAUGAUGAAAACAGGCCGAUUAUGAAAAGUCUGACCUUGCCUGCCCUCUCCCUCCCAAUGAAGUUGGUGAGCCUUGAAGAAGCCCAGGCUCGGAGUCUGGCUAUUAACCACCCAGCACGCAAGGAGAGGAGGGAGAAUAGCCUGCCUGAGAUUGUCCCUUCCACAGGAGCCCUCUUCCAUACUGUCCUUGAGUUACCGGACAACAAAAGGAAACUCUCUAGUAAAUCUAAGAAGUGGAAGUCAAUAUUUAACCUGGGACGUUCUGGCUCAGAUUCAAAAUCAAAGCUGAACCGUAAUGGAAGUGUAUUUGUGAGAGGACAGAGGCUUUCUGUAGAAAAAGCCACCAUCCGACCUGCCAAAAGCAUGGACUCCCUUUGUUCUCUGCCAGUGGAAGGGAAGGAAACCAAAGGACAUUUCAAUCGGACUGUCACCACUGGAGGAUUUUUCAUCCCAGCGAUGAAACUACAGACAAGUACUGGCAGCUCUUGUGACCUUAGCAAGCAAGAAGCUGAAUGGGGCCAGGAAGGAGGCCCAGUGGGAGCCGAGGGGGGCUCAGUUGUGGGUGGCAAGGCUCCCCAAGCCCGCCCACCACCAGAGCAGCUGAAAGUAUUUCGAGCCGUGGAAGAUCCAGAGAAUGACCAGGCAUCCCCGAAGAUGCUUGCCAUGUUCUACACUUCAAAUGAUAGCUCCAGCAAAUCAGUCUUCACCAGCAGCCUCUUCCAGAUGGAAUCCUCACCUCGUCACCAGCGGAAGGCUCUCAACAUCUCAGAGCCAUUUGCGGUCUCGGUACCCCUUCGGGUAUCAGCAGUUAUCAGUACCAACAGCACCCCUUGCAGAACACCUCCUAAAGAAAUGCAGUCACUCUCUAGCCUAGAAGAAUCUUCUCUCCAGGGGGCUGAGGGUGGGGGUUGGCCUGGGUUUGAGGAGGAGAAGACACCUGUAGCUGACGUUUCUGCAGCUUCUGCACCUCAGAAAUUAAGAACCAUAAAGUCUGAAUCUCUGGAAGAUUUCAAACCAAUACCUGAAAAGGAGAGGACAGUGGAAUGCAGCUGUAAUCACUCCCCAGAGCCAAGUAGCCACCCUGGAGAGAAAGAAAUCUCUACCAUCUCAGCAAGCUUGCCAUUUUCAACCACACUAGAGACAAGACAGGAUUCAGAGGGAACCACAAAGAUCAAUGGAAGCCACCAGAGCGAGCUCAGUGCUCAGCAGGAGAGCUCCAGGGAUAAAAAAGAAGAUGCUACGUUCCUUUCAGAAAUGGAUGAAGAUGACUCUUCAAGUGCCUUGAUGUGGCCUGAGAUUCAGCAAGAGCUGAAAAUCAUUGAGUCCGAGGAAGAGCUCCCAGCCAUCCCAUCACCUGCCCCAAAGAUCAGCACAAGCCAACCAAUUCUUAUUUCAAGUUCAAAGACCACCCUUUCUCCUUGGGCAAGGGGCUUCUCUGAUGACUCCAGCCUGUGUGCAGUCACCAUGGAAGAGAGUACAGAUAAAACCAUUCAGGCCCCACCUCCAGAGAGUGCUGCUGUCCCCAUGACUGGUACCCAAGGAGACCCAGAACAGCUCCGCAACCACCAGAGGACUGAACAGGCAACCAAGCUGUUGUCUGAGCAGAAUAGGCAGGGGGACUCUGCAAGGACUCCCAUGCUGGAAAUGGUUCCACUCGACUGUGCUUCUCCACAGGAUAGUCUCCUAAUGGGGAGCUCAGGGAAUCUACUUUCACCUCCCCCAUCUCUAGAGCAAGCUCUUCAGAAAGAAGACUCUAUGACAAAUAGCCCUGAGAGAGAAGAAACUUCAGAGGCUAUGGGAACAAAUCCUCAUUCAGACCAGACUCGGGUUCUAGAUAGUCCUAGUGACCCCAGCAGCUUCUACCAGAGAGAAGAAGUUGUCCCAGAACAGAGGGAAAAGGAAAGUCCCAAGGAGAACAGAGAGAAAUUGGCUUCAGGGGGAGAAGACUCACUAAGGGAAUUUGGGACCCUGCCACAUAGAGAAAGGGAUAGAGCCAGUCUAAUGCAGGAAACUUUUGACUAUGAUGAAGAAGACACCUCCACUGACAUUGCACCACAGAGUUUAGAAAUGGUAGAGCCCUGGGAGGACCAUCAAUGGGUCACAAGCCCUCUUCAUUCCCCAACACUGAAAGAUAUUCAGGAAACCCGCCCACAAGAACUCCUCCUGCAAAAUCAAAGAGAGAAGAGGCUCCCUCAUAGACCCAGUUUUGUUCAGAGUCAUUCCCUAGACAGUGAAACUACCAUGAGAAACCAGUGGACUUAUCCAUUCCCUUCAUCAAGUAGCUGUGUCAGUUUGGGGUCUUUAAUGGCUUUUGACCCUUUACAGCUGCUGCCACCCAACAGAGAAAAAGGAGAAUGGGAAAAGAAGGCACCAAGACAUUCCAAAGAGCUCUCAGAGCCAGAGGGAACGGGAGAUGCCAUUGGCAUGAAUUCAGGGACAGACAUACAAUCCAAAACAGUAAGAACUAGUCCUGUCUGCUUUACAGACAAAGAAACAAAAGUGGAUGAAGAAAACCUCCAAUCAGACCCUUCAAUGCCCAUGAAUCCACAAGGCAGCUGUGGCUUAGGAUCAGAUAAUGUUAGGGAAAAUAGUCCAUCUGGAGUUCAGGACAAGGCCAGCCCUGGAAUGCCUCUUGUUACAAAAGGUGAGUUGCUUCCUUCCCCCAAGUUACAGCUAAAGAAUAACGACUGUGUGCCUCCUAAAGGGAAGAACAGACCCUCUUCCCUCAACCUGGACUGUGUACCUCUCGUAAAUGAGUUCUUUAGGUUUGAGAAUGUGAUUUCGCUUAGUUCACCUGGAAGCCAGCUGUAUGACCAAGGAGAAGCUAAAAGGAAAGAUCCCAACUACUCAUGGUCACCCAUCUGUAUGACCUCACCUCACAGUAAAGCAGACCCCUGGAGAGUUCACUGUGGUCCCCAGGAUCUAGAUAUGGUCACUCAUGCCUUAACAGGCCGCCGUAAUUCUGCCCCUGUGAGUGUGUCAGCAGUGAGAACUUCCUUCAUGGUCAAAAUGUGCCAGGCCCGGGCUGUGCCUGUCAUACCACCUAAGAUUCAGUACACUCAGAUUCCACAGCCACUCCAGGCUCAGAACACAGGGGGAGAUGGACUUCCCCCUGUAGAGCAGGCCAAAGCAGAGGCCAGCCCAACUGGUGGGACACCUCCAAAAUCUGCUAGGGAUGACUCAUCUCCUUCCUUGGGGAGACCUAGAGAGGAGAACACAAACCAAGAAGGAAAGGGGAACAAUGAUUCCAUCCAGAUGGACUCCACAUCUUUUGUGUCUGAUGACCACACCCUUUCUCCAGAUCCAUGUGUGUCUUGCCUCCUCUCCUCCCAGGAUGCUUCAGUACCCUGCAGAAAACGUACGUCAGAAACAGAACCAUCUGGAGACAAUCCCCUUUCUUCAAAAAUUGAGCGGUCAUCUGGGGUUUCCAAACCUUUCCACAGGUCAAGACCGGGAAGACCUCAAAGCCUAAUCUUGUUUAGCCCUCCCUUCCCUAUCAUGGAUCAUCCAUCUUCCUCUUCAGACUCCAGGGUCUUACUUUCCCCUAUCAGAAGCCCCACCCAAACCAUUUCUUCUGGUCUCAUUUGUGGUGAGCUGGCUGAGAACACGUGGGUGACCCCAGAAGGAGUCACACUUAGGAACAAAAUGACUAUCCCUAAGAAUGGCCAGAGACUAGAGACCUCAACCAGUUGCUUUUACCAACCCCAGAGGAGGUCAGUGAUUCUGGAUGGAAGAAGUGGGAGGCAAAUAGAAUGACAUCAGCUUACCUACCACUCCUUCACUUGGAACCUUUUACUCUGUCUUAAAAGACUACUUGCCUGGGUAUUAUUUUAUGGCCAACUCUUUUAUUCCAGGGGAAAAUUAGCCAGCUUUGGGAUUUCCCAGGCCUUUUGUUUCCAUUUUUUAGCCAUUCUACUGGCAAUCUUGAGGCCAUUCAGGUACUCAUUAAAAUUUACCAACAGGAUUGGGGUGCUCAGUGGAAGAACAAAGAGAUGAAAUUCAGAUCAGUCCAUUUUCUUGCUUGUUAGUAGCUCAAGGGGAAACAUGUUCAGUGAGAGAGAUGGCUAAAAUGCAAUUUGGAAAUUAUCUGUGAAUUGCAUUUAUUCAUCCAUGCUAUCUUUAUCUAAUACUAUUGAGAGUUGGCCAUAAUAAUAUUCUUUGCAACAAGAAAAAGCUUUUUCUUGUAUUAGAAGACAUUGUUUCUGAGGUUUCUGGUUUCUUGUUUUCCUUCAUAUUAUUUAAUGCUUUUUAAAGCUCAUGCUUCUUUAGUACCUUUUUCUAAUAUGCUUUAUAAAAUUCUACUAUCAGAAAAGAAAGUAGAUUUGGAAAUAUAAACCUCCUGUGCCCUUAGAAAUUCAGGCAGGCGGAUUAACAAAUACACUUUUUCCUCGGUGGUCCCAUAUCUGUGCAUGCCACCAAGCUGGUGCUACUGGCUAAAAGUACAGCGUAGAAAAUAAAAACACGCAAUAACAAAUCCUGCGAUUGACACCAAUUAAAAAGAGACUUUUUCUCAUUUGUACUUAGCAGUGUGUGAAUUUGCCAGCCUUUCUCAUUUACAUACCCAGUAACUCAGAGAAAGACAUUGAGGGCUAUGAUAACAAUGGAUGCCCUUUUUAUUUGGGGGCACUGCAGUGUUAAAUUGGAGCUAUUUUGCUUCCCUCCAGAUCUUCUUUCACAUGUCAGAGUGAAAGAAUAUGUUAUAAUGUGUAAACUGCCUGCAUAGAAAAUCUGGGAUGGUGUCAGUACCUUUUAGCUAGUGAAGACAGAGUCUUCCUUAUCCCCUCCUCCCUUCUGAAAGGGCUGAUUCUUGGGGGGAAGAUGGAGAAGGGAGACUGUGGCUAAUGAGCCCCCCUCCCAAUUUAUCCCAAGGUAAGAGCCACCCCUGUAGAAGAUAUAUUUUAAUUGUAGCCAACAAAUCACCUCCUUUGUCCCUGCCUUCUCAGUUCUCAUGGAUAGAUUUGAAAGAGUGCUUCUCUCUCCAUUCAUCCUCCUGCCCAUACACGCUCCUUAGAACACUUUCUCUGCCUACUUAAGGAAGAAUCCAGCCUGACACUCCUCUGGCCCCAACAAUUCCUCCUUCGUUAUUGGAUGGAACAAAACAAUCCGGGCAUGAUCUGGAGUUAGGUUUUUGAAAAAAGCACUCCAGCUUCAAUCCCACGUAAGACAAAAGAAAUCUAUAUAUCAGUUCACUCACUCCACUGCCCCCCAAAAGGAAACUUUCCUGUUUAAAGGUCAAAUGGAGAUGCGACCAUAUUGGUGAUGCUUUUGCCAGCAGCCUCUGUCAUCUCUCUGCCCUCACCAUCCUCUUUUCAGGUCAAAUCCUGGCUAAAGCUGAUAUUCUUGCCCAGGUUCAUCCACCUAAGGAGAAUUAGGCAGAGAUGCUGCCCUACCCUGGCUCGAUAGCAUUCCGCUUCAUUCAUUUAUAAAUUCAAAAAUGUUAACACGAGAAGGGACGUUAGAAGUCACCUAGUCCAAGCCUCUCAUCUUACGGGUGAGAAGCAAGGCCCAAAGAGACAAAGUGAUUUGCAUAAGGUCCUACAGCUAGCAAGUGAGAGAACCCAAGACUAGAGCUUUCACUUUUCCCCCCAUUAACCAGAAAAAUAAACAUGAUUUUUUUUCUGGACUGGUAUCUUGGUCAGAGUUAUCUGACAGGCCACUGUAUUAGCAAGGCAAUAAUCACAAUAUAGAUGAUAAUUGUCAAUAUGCCUAUGUGAUUCUGUAUUGCAAAAUAUAUUAUCAUCUAUAUUGUGAUUAUUGCCUUGCUAAUAUAGCCACCGUGUAGGAAGUAUUGAGUCAGUUGGUUUGGGAGAGAGUCCUACAUAUCAGGGUUGUUGAGACAGGUUGAACAAAGAGGGUGAUGACCUUUGGCUGGUUCUGAUGCAUUCUUAGCAGAGGCAAUAAAAAUGGUGGAUGAGCACAACAAAGCAGGCAGAUAUUUAGGCAGUAAGGCAAGAGGAUUUCCUUAAAGAUUGACCUGUAGGAAUGAGUUUGACUGGCAUAUAAUGUUAUUCUGGAGUUAAAUUAAUUAAAAAUAAUUGGAGCGAGAUUAUGAAUUUGAUGUCCAAGAAUUUCAAGUGUUGGAGUAGUUUCCUGCGCCAAAGAUAUAUUUGCACCCUUAAAAAAAAUUAGUUUAUGAGACACGACUCAAUUCCUAGGCUCUCAUCAACUGCUCUUUGGUAUGGACCAUUCUGCCAUAAGCUCUCCCAUGUGAACUACAUGUUAGAGCACAAUUAGAACAUGAAUGAUGAAAGCAUCAGCAUUUUGCUUCAUUGUCAGGAAACCUUGGAGCUCAGCAAAGGGAUAUUUAAAAUAUAUUAUAGAUAUUUUGAAUUCUCAAUUGUAACACACUAGAGUAUAUUUCUGUUAUUUUGCUGUUAGACUGAAAAGCCAUUUGUUUGCCUAUUAAUAAGUGACUAAAUUUUCAGUGCUCAGUGUUUGAUUUCAUAUAUGUGUGUAUAUGCAUGCACACCAUACAUAUAGAUGUAUUUAUGCACAUACACACGUCUUCAGUUUGACUUUAGAUUCUAUCGCUAUAUUUAAAGAAGCAUCUUUAAGAGCCUAAGCGGAAGUUCUCAAAAUAUACAUUGGAAUUUGUCUAGGGACAGAUAGGGAUUUUCUUUCUUCUCUCCACGGUCCUUCCCAAGCCAGUCAAAUCCUACAGGCUUUGCGUGCUGACUUUUCCUCAGAAUGCCUCUGCUAGAAUUUGAGAAAUUUAUUCUAUUAGUUGUUUUCUAUGAAUGAUUGCCAAAAAAGAGUGUUACCCUCUCUAGUCUUCUAUUUGAUUCCUGGAGAAAUAGACCUUAAACUUCACAAAGAUUUUCUCAGGCACUGCUUUAUAUGCAGGUCUGGUACUAAAGAAAUCCUUUCAAUAUUUGUAAAUGGUAAAGCAAACCCCUCCAAGGCUUACUGUAACGCAUUGAAACCAGUGAGUAAAAAGUGACCCAUCUGAUGUCAUUGUCCAGUGAGGAAAAAUACCUUGGGUUUUUCCAUUCGUUCAUUUAGUUCAUGCACUGAAAUUUAGAUCCUCUGAGAGUAGAAGCAAGUCAGGGCUGGCCAUCUGUGACUGGGGAAGUUAUGAUGCUGGGCCAUUUCACAGUGUGGCUAUUGUAGGAAGACACUACAGCAUUACAGGUCUGAUCUCAUGCUAGAGAAAAUGGUAAUACCAGUUCCUUGGGGAAUUCCCCAAAUCAUCUGAAGUCAACUGAUACAAAUUUUAUCCCAUUCAAACAUAUGCCAUAAGUAGAGGAACAGUUGAAUUUAGUCACAGAAUGGCCACAGUAGGCCAAAACUUGAUGAUCCCUACUGCCAAAAUAAACUAGAUUCCAGGUAUCUAUCUGCAGAAUUCAGAUGGAAAUGGAAAUUUUGACUUUAAGUUUGAUUCAUUUGAAUAGGAAGGAAGGCUGAUCUAAGUUAUAGUGAAGUCUGAGUCAAAAAUAUUGCUAAGAACAUUAAAGAUCCAAGCAUCAACCUGCAGCAACAACAGUAAACAUUAAGGGCCUACUACGUGCGAAAUAUUCUCACAGUUUCAUCAAUAGUUAUGAAAAAAGAUUUAUUGAUUUCUUAUGUAACUCCAUAUUAUGAACAAAAAAGACUGGCAAUUAAUGCAGAGCUUUUAUGAACUAGAAACACUGAAUACAGAAACUGGAAUCGAGAGGCCAAUGUUGCUUACGUAAUAUUACUUUCUAUGCCUACCCAUUUACAGAUAGGUAUUUUCCAAAGGCUAUGUGGUUCCCUAAGUUGGAGUACCAUUUUGAGAACAUUCAAUACCAAAUGAAGUGUCAACAGAUCAGAUAACCAUCUGUGCCUUCUCAUCCUGCAGGAUUUUUUCCAUUUUCUCCAGAUAAUGGAGGAAACACUCCAUAAAAGGGUCUAUCCAAUGUGCUGAGAACCUCUUAACAUUCUAUUGGUACCAGUGCCAACACUGAGACUGUCUUUUUGUAAUCUCUCACACUUGUUCCAAUGUCCACUUCACCUCCUUUUCUAAUCAUACAUGUCUUGGAUGAUCCCUUUAAGGUUUAUAUUAAAUAAAUAAAACCAGGAAUACUUUGCAGGAGAUGUUUGGGCAAUAUUCCAACUUUCAGUGUUUUGCUUUGAUGGAUUUGAUGAACGAACUACUAGUUAGGCAGGUAUUUGUUUUACAUAUUUCAAGUCAGAACUAAGGUUCAAAUGGUUUUAAAUGACUCUAAUUGGUUCUAUCUCCGGAUCCUACCUUCUUAUCUGAAAAUGGACAAAUUCACAUGUGAUAUUCUUCAAUGGCAGAUUUUAGGUUCUAACAAGUUAGAUAAUUGUAUUUAUUUCUAUUGUUUCUUAUAUGUCAGAAUCAGAAGAGCUUGGCCAAAAUGGGUAAAGGGGGAGGGAUGGUAGGGAACAGGGAAUGUCUUCAUGUGUCUUGGGAGUCUCCUACAUGAAGGGACACUACUGAACACCAGAUUUACAUGUCUGGAAUUGGGAUGGAAGAUCUUGAUUAGAUGUAUGACUCAACCUAGCUGGAUGAGAGUCACGUACUAUAUUAUGGCCUAGUCUCUCAAAUGAUGCCUUGAAGCUUGGGGUGAUGUGUUCCCAGAAGGGUAAUUCCAGAUACGUUAAGGGUCAGAGGAGAAAUGAGGCAGACCAAUCUUUUGACUGAGAAAGAACAAUAAGUAGCCCUCACCCAACCCAAUACAACCCAAUUUAAGCAACUAAGGGACAGAGAAGGAAGUGAACAACUGUCUAAACAUGGAAGUGACAGUCUAGGGAUGAGGAAUGAUUAGCUGGGAGCUCUACCAUUUCAGAAAGCACAUAAUUGGAGAUCAUCCCAGUGCAUCAAGCACACAACAGUCAGUAUUUCUUGAUAGUAAGAAGGGAAAUGUGAGUGAGGGUUAACUCUUCUAAUAAAGUGAAGAAGGGUAAGUAUAGAAAGAACCACCAUAUUAUUGGAAUGUGUGUUAUUGGAUGAGUUACAAGGCUUUGCAGUAAUUUAGCACCAUAGUACUUCCUCAUUUAUGAUUUUGCAAGGUGAAGCACUUUUCCAAAGGUUUGUAUUUGAAAGCCACAGGAUUUCAGUUGUGUGCUGAAAUCCACAAACCUGUUUUCCAAGGUAUAAUCAAAAUAUUUUUUCUGAUUUAAAAUAAAAUGUAUGAAUAAAUAUUACAUUAAACAUAUACAGAGAAACAUAUAAUGUAUAAUUAAAGAUAAUUGUUAUGCCUCCAAAAUUUAUACUAAUAAAUAUUUUAAAAUAUAGUGUUUGUGCUGGGAAAAUGAACAUGAGGAGACAUUGGGAUGCUCGUUAGAACUUGAUCAUGUCAAUGAUAGAAUAAAGGAGUAUCCUCCAUGCA
This is a messenger RNA of Trichosurus vulpecula (common brushtail), 9991 nucleotides long. It is a transcript of the gene ARHGAP31, whose product is annotated as Rho GTPase activating protein 31. NCBI's taxonomy places the organism in Eukaryota, Metazoa, Chordata, Mammalia, Diprotodontia, Phalangeridae. The record is from RefSeq and is a predicted model, not a curated record. Bases 3 to 4433 code for a protein of 1476 amino acids. Gene Ontology annotation, biological process: small GTPase-mediated signal transduction. Gene Ontology annotation, molecular function: GTPase activator activity. The transcript has 12 exons.